CCGCGUGACCCGCUCCGGCCGCCGGUCAUGUGCUCAGCCAAGAUGGCGGCGCUCAGCGGAGCGGUGCUGGCCGUGCUGGGGCUGCGCCUGUGCUGCGCGGCUGCCGCCGUCCCCCUCGUUAUCUGGCACGGGAUGGGAGACACUUGCUGCAAUCCGCUGAGCAUGGGCUACAUUAAGAAGAUAGUGGAGAGUAAAAUACCAGGGAUUUAUGUUGUGUCUCUGAAGAUUGGAAGCAACCUGAUACAGGAUAUGGAGAACAGCUUCUUUAUGAAUGCAAACGACCAGGUGAGAGAGGUGUGCAGCCAGCUGGCAAAGGACCCUCACCUGAAAGGAGGCUACAAUUCGAUGGGCUUCUCCCAGGGAGGCCAGUUCCUGCGGGCGGUGGCCCAGAGGUGCCCUUCUCCUCCCAUGCUCAAUUUGAUCUCCAUUGGGGGACAGCACCAAGGCGUGUACGGCUUUCCACGCUGCCCUGGGGAGAGCUCCCAUAUCUGUGACUGGAUCCGAAAGACGCUGGACCUGGGUGCCUACACACAAGCCGUUCAGGAGCACUUGGUACAAGCAGAGUAUUGGCAUGAUCCGCUGAAGGAGGAUGACUACAGGAAAAACAGCAUCUUUCUGGCUGACAUAAACCAGGAGAGGGGCAUCAAUGAGACGUACAAGAAAAACCUGAUGGCUCUGAAGAAGUUCGUGAUGGUGAAGUUUCUCAAUGAUACCAUGGUCGACCCCCCGAUCUCUGAGUGGUUUGGGUUUUACAGAAGUGGCCAAGCCAAGGAGACCAUCCCGCUGAAGGAGACCUCGCUGUACACAGAGGAUCGCCUGGGGCUGCAGGAGAUGGACAAAGCAGGGAAGUUGGUGUUCCUGGGGGUGAAGGGGGAUCACCUCCACUUCUCCGAAGAGUGGUUCUACACCUCCAUCCUCCCCUUCCUCCAGUGAGAGCACUGG
Messenger RNA from Pezoporus flaviventris, 942 nucleotides. It is a transcript of the gene PPT1, whose product is annotated as palmitoyl-protein thioesterase 1. The record is from RefSeq and is a predicted model, not a curated record. Gene Ontology annotation, molecular function: palmitoyl-(protein) hydrolase activity. Bases 28 to 933 code for a protein of 301 amino acids. NCBI's taxonomy places the organism in Eukaryota, Metazoa, Chordata, Aves, Psittaciformes, Psittacidae. Gene Ontology annotation, cellular component: lysosome. The transcript is spliced from 9 exons. Gene Ontology annotation, biological process: protein depalmitoylation; receptor-mediated endocytosis.